This is a messenger RNA of Cylindrotheca closterium, 1461 nucleotides long. NCBI's taxonomy places the organism in Eukaryota, Bacillariophyta, Bacillariophyceae, Bacillariales, Bacillariaceae. The record is from the annotation of a GenBank genome assembly.
AUGGACGAUAACGAAAUGGAUAUAAUGAGCUGGAGCAGCGAAGAUGAAACCUCCGAAACAGAGGAAUGUGGACUAGACUCAUUUGAAUCUCUUGAAACGGGACCUAUUGACGAAGCUCAUGAAGACUUGCUUGCCCGUGCUCUUAAGUCGAUAACCUUUGAUGAGCAGCAGUCAGCAAUCCAUGACAUACACGGUGUCUCAGAAAUUCAAGAAGAUCCGAUAAUCAUGGAGGAAAAGCUAUCGCAAAUGGAAAACGAAAUAUGCAAGAUUAAGAAAAAGGAGGCCUAUCUACAAGCAAAGGAAAUUUCUCCAGAUUUUGCUCUGAACAAGGAUCUUCGAUUGUUGUUUCUUCGCUCUGAUAAGAAGUUGAACGCAAAGAAGGCUGCAGCAACCUUCGUUUCCCAUUUUGAAGUUAAAAAGAAGCUGUUUGGCGAAGAAAAGCUUGGAAGAGAUAUCAUGCUGCAUGAUCUUAAGCAAGAAGAGUGGAAGUUUUGUCAAACUAGAUGGUUGCAACACAGGGACCGAUCAGGAAGAAUUGUUCUUUUCUGGACACCCCACGAGGAGGAGCAGACCUACGAAAGCAGGUUUCGCUUGUUGUUUUGGUCCAUUUUUACAAUGUUGAGAGACGAAGAGUCACGGAAAAAUGGCAUGGUGCUAAUUUUCUAUAACGUCGGUUCCAAUAUCAUGCCAGACCCAAAGUUAUGGGUUGCUCUGAAUGACAUGAAGAAGAGCCUUCCUAACUGCUUUGUCAGCUUCCAUAUUUGCUAUGACAACCCGCGAGUGCGCCCAAUCCUUCGAUUGAUCCUUUCUGCAGUUGGAACUUUUUUGACAGUCAGGUGUCGAUCCCAUUAUGGAUCUGCAAAAGAGUGCAUUUACUCUCUGUUGACAUUCGGAAUCCCGCGAGAGGCGCUACCAAUUACAGAUGAUGGGACGAUCCUCCCACUUGCAGAAGAAGGUUUUACAAAGCGACUAGAGCAAGAGCAGCAACCGACCCCAAAGGAACUCGUCGUCAUUAUUCCGGGGCGGUUUGAUGUGUUGUUGGGAAGGCAAAAGCGAUGUCAAGAUCACGUAGGAAACCUCCGAUAUCGUCACCUUGUUCUGUCCUAUCAAAAUGACUACGAGCAAGCUAGUAAGCACGAAAAGACAGCAAUUGCCGAGAAAGUGGUAAAAGAAGUUCAAGCGAAUGGUGGGCACUUUCUCGAGAUUUAUUACGCUGAUUUCAUCGAGGUAUCUGAUAUUGUGGCCAGAAAAAAAGUCGCCCAUGCUUUUCGUAGUCAAAGAAGGAUACAAAAUCGGAGGAAAGAGUCUCACAAUCGACUAGCGGCUGGAAGUCCUCCUGUUUCAGGAUCCGAAUCUGACGGUUCAGUGCCAGUCUUUGGAAGCCAAACAGCGGGCACAAAGAGAGCUAGCCCGAUACAAUUUGCAUCCAGUGCAAAGCGAGGAUUCGGGGCAAGCAUGUAG